Molecule: messenger RNA, 6806 nt
Organism: Nilaparvata lugens (brown planthopper)
Lineage: Eukaryota; Metazoa; Arthropoda; Insecta; Hemiptera; Delphacidae
Gene: sff
Product: serine/threonine-protein kinase BRSK2
Exons: 18
Coding region: 305-2920 (871 amino acids)
Biological process (GO): intracellular signal transduction; protein phosphorylation; microtubule cytoskeleton organization
Cellular component (GO): cytoplasm
Molecular function (GO): tau-protein kinase activity; ATP binding; protein serine/threonine kinase activity
Source: RefSeq, a predicted model, not a curated record
GGUCUACCGAACAGGCAUCAAGAUUAUUAUUGACUUUUCCUACGAGUAGAAUGUCUGCCGGGAUAACCGUCAACGGCAACCGAACCAUUGAACAUUUCUGUCCUACUACGAGCGUGCUGAGUGCGUGGUGGUAAAAUUUCGCAAAUGUUCGCGUUUAAAUAUCUGCCGUCCAUUGAGUCAGAAUUUGUAGACUAGGUGUGUGCUUUCAUCUUUCUGAUGAAAUGUGUGACGAUGUUUCGGUGAUGGGGUGCUGCUGGCUGGCGUUUGUCUUUUGAUAAUCGUGCGUCAGUUCUAUCUCGCUAAAAUGCAAAAGGAGAAUAGCGGAUCCAACGAUCAACAGCAGUUUGUUGGUCCCUAUCGACUGGAGAAAACUCUCGGCAAGGGACAGACAGGUCUUGUGAAGCUGGGAGUUCAUUGUGUGUCAGCGAAAAAGGUGGCCAUCAAGAUCAUUAAUCGCGAAAAACUCAGUGAAUCUGUACUCCUCAAGGAUGCAUUAGGGAAGAAUGCUAUGGGAUUACGACAUCCCCCCAUUUUUUACGUGGAGAGAGAAAUUGCAAUAAUGAAGCUAAUCGAUCAUCCCCAUGUUCUUGGAUUGUCAGACGUUUAUGAAAAUAAAAAAUAUCUAUACCUUGUACUGGAACAUGUCUCUGGAGGUGAACUUUUUGAUUAUCUUGUAAAGAAAGGUAGAUUAACACCAAAAGAAGCUCGACGGUUUUUUAGACAAAUUAUAUCAGCCUUGGAUUUUUGCCAUAGCCAUUCUAUAUGUCACAGAGACUUGAAGCCGGAAAACCUUCUACUUGAUGAGAAGAACAACAUAAAAAUAGCUGAUUUCGGUAUGGCUUCCUUACAACCUGGAGGCAGUAUGUUAGAGACAAGCUGUGGGUCCCCUCACUAUGCAUGUCCAGAAGUUAUUAGGGGUGAGAAAUAUGAUGGUAGAAGAGCCGAUGUUUGGAGCUGUGGAGUGAUACUCUAUGCACUUCUGGUCGGAGCUCUACCAUUUGAUGAUGAUAACCUACGCCAAUUGUUGGAAAAAGUAAAAAGAGGAAUAUUCCAUAUACCACAUUUUGUUCCACCGGAUUGCCAAAAUCUGCUUAGAGGAAUGAUUGAAGUCAAUCCAGAAAAGAGAUUAACACUGACUGACAUAAACAGACACCCUUGGGUGACCGCGGGGGGAAAGGGUGAGAUGGAGUUAGAACUGCCCAUGAUGGAAGUGGUGCAAACACAUGUUAUUCCGUCCACAGAAGAUAUCGAUUCUGAUGUUCUCCAAGCCAUAACAUGUUUAGGAUGCUUCAAGGAGAAGGAAAAACUCAUCCAAGAGCUGCUCAACCCCAACCAUAAUACUGAAAAGGUUAUUUAUUUCCUACUCUUGGAACGGAAAAGAAGAAGACCAGCUUUGGAGGAUGAAACAGAACAAGUUGUAUCUCGAGUGAGGGCAGAGUCAAGUGAUCCUCCCAGGAAGAGAGUGGACACGUGUGUGAUAAAUGGAUCAAACGCCAAGCAGUUUGGUCAAAUCAGCGAAGGUUCACCAGUCACACCGAGGCGUCAACCUUUCCAGGCUAGGCACCAUAACAGACGUGGCAGUCAUUCGAACCAUCUUAAUGCUCCUCUUCAUUCAUCAUCAAACUUUUUAAACAAUACACCAGCAUCGCCUCUGCCUCAAAGGGCAACAUCCCCACAGACCCAACAAUUGAUACCACAACAACAAACAUCGGUUGCUAUGCAACAACAAACAUCUGUUGCUUUGCAACAACAACAGCAGCAACAACAACAGCAGCAACAACAACGUCAGAAGAAUCAACAGAUGAGCAGUCAACAGCCGCUAUCACCUCAGUUGGGACGCAUCACAAUUGGUCAGCAAAUCAACUCAAUCACACCUUCCUCGCUCUCUCAGUCACAACCAACUAACACCACUCAUUCCAACGAUCAUACCAGCGUUAUACCAAGUCAUGUAAUGGUGUCUACAUCGCCACAUACUUCCAAUCACUGGAGAUCUCGUCUCACUACUAUCAAGAACAGUUUCCUAGGUUCGCCCAGGUUUCAUCGACGGAAAUUGCAAGAAGACUGUAGAGUACUGGAGACACUUUUCAUCAAAUUUUCUGAAAAUUUUCACAACUUUGGCCAGGGGUGGAAUGAAAGAUCAGAUCCACCAGCAUCUUCGGAUGAAGUCAGUUUGACACCAGAAUCGAGUCCAGAAUUGACGAAAAAAUCCUGGUUUGGGAGCUUGAUGACAUCGGAGAAAGAUGAAACGUUCACUAUACUAGUUUCUGGAAAACCUCUAGCUUCAGUCAAAGCCGAUCUGAUACACGCAUUUCUAUCUAUUUCGGAGUUGAGUCACAGUGUGUCGAGUGCAAUGUCAUUCAGGGUCGAAUACAGGAGAGCGACUCCGGGAGCAGCCAUGUUCCAGCGCCAGGUUCGAUUUCAAGUCGACAUCUCCUGCGUGUCGAAACCCACUCCUCCCAAGGAAUAUCUGUAUGCCAUCACAUUUACACUGCUUUCAGGAAAUAUCCGGCGAUUCAGAAGGGUAUGCGAGCACAUUCAGUCACAAGUCUGCAGUAGAAGACCUCCGUCUUCACCACGCGCUUCUAGAAAAUUAACUUCUGAUCUUUCAGAGAGCAGUAGCUGUGGCUCAGAUACAUCAGAUAGAUUGUCCCCUUACUCCAAUACUCGUCAGGUUGAAUCAGAUAUAGAAUCAGAAAGCAGCGUGUUCGAUGUGAAGUCUCCGCACAACGAUUGUCUAUCUCUGUCCAACAUGAGUUCAGGCGGCAGAAGAAGAAGCAGCAGUGUGGUCAACAAUAACAAUAACAAUAAUAACAGUCGGGGUGGCAAUGGUGGGGGGGACUUGACUUCCCUGGAAGCUGCUCCCCCUCUUCCCAUCAGGUCGACUAGUGAGAGGAACAAUGCAACCAGCAACCUAUCUUGAGUAGAAUAGACUUGUUGCCACUGGUACAUCUACGCUACGAACUGUGUUCUCAUAGUUACAUUGUUAAAAUAAUAUAAAAACUCAUUAAUUAUUGCUGCAGUUAAAUAAUGGACAAAUUGACUCAUGUUUGGUGUGAAUUUGGCACAUUCAGACAGUGCUAAAUUGUUGUACAAAUAAUGAAUCCUAGUGAAAGUGAAUGAAAUUUAAUAAUUAUUGCUAUAAUGUUAGUAAAUGAUUCAUAUUAAACCUACUAAGUAUAUUAUAUUUUAUCUAGUUUGCAAUCAUAAAAUCUAUACGUUCAGAAUGUUUCUUCCACUUCUUGCCAUCAUGAAAUAUUCCCAUUUAAUGUUUUGGAGAAAUUUUAUUUUUCGAAAUAAUCAUCAAUCUUUCUAUGUUUUAUACUACAGAAUUUAUCAUAGUUUUAUGAAGAUCUCAUCCUAUCAAUAAUUCAAUUUCACUUGUCAACCAGGGCUACUUUACUCGAAUUCUUGAUAGUUUGAAGAGUAUGGAAUUUUUCCAAAACUUAUCCUGUACAUUUAUGAGUGGUCAAUAUUAUCCAAUGUAGAAUAAAAUUUCCACAUUCAGAACAGAUCUUACAUGUUUUGUGAAUUAUGGUGUUCCAAGACUAGUUUCUUGUAACAUCUUGUAACAUCUAACAUCUCCCCCAUAAAUAUUCAAAAAGUAACUAAAAUAAGUGCAAUGCUCUGUUGAUAUUGUUUUAGCACUUUCAUUGAUUCAUGGUAUCAUUUUAGGCACCACUUAAAAAGAACUCAUUACUUGAGGCACCACUUGAAUGGAGGAACGAAUACCUAAUUUUUUACUAAUUCAAGUGAAUGGAUUGGAGUGAAUUUAACUUUAUAAUAAUAUAGAGUGAUUUAAAAUGAAUGUCCCCAUUUCAAACAAUUAUAUUUAUGAAAUAACUAUACAUCAAACCAAUUAAUUUCAUAUAAAAUUACUCACAGAAUCAACAAGUUCAUGGUGGUGGAUUAUGAUUGUUCUAUUUGCCUUCCUUUUGAGAAUCGGACGACAUCUACAAAAAAGUAGUGUCCAUAUCCAUCUAGGAUCACCAUGGUUUGUAAAAAUGCACAAAAAACGUUCACUUGGGCGAAUCUCAUUCUUAGCUAUGGGGCAACGUUUCAUGUAAGAGGUUAGUCAUUCGACAUGAUGUUUGUAUAUGGGGAGCCGGAAACCCACAUCAGACAGCGGAGCGUGAUCGAGACUCUCCCAAGUGAACGUUUUCUGUGCAUUUUUCACAAUCCAUGGUAUAUGGACCAUACAUUUUGCUUACAUUUUCUGUGUCUGAGCCUCAAAAGGCUCACAUGGAACACUUACAAUACACCAUUAUCAACUUUAUGAUUCUGUGAGUAAUUUGAUGGGAAAUUGGUUUGUGUGCAUCGUUCUUUAGAAUAAAUAUAUAAUUGUUUGAAAAUGGGUCUAGAAAAUAAUACAUUAGCAUUGCAAACUUUGUUUGCGAACAAACAUCAAAUUUGCAAAAAAUAAUUUAAAGAAACUGUAAACAGUCCAUAACUAUGAGAUAAAUUUAAUCUACAUCGAAAUAAUUUUUUUGGAACUUAAUAACCGAUUAUGAGGUAAAGUAGCUUCUGUUGACAGAGCCCACUCAAUAUUUUUCAAGACAAAUAUAUUUUUAUAUAAGUUACAAUCACCCCACACCCUGUCCAUACUAAUAGCCAAACUAUAAAUUAAUAUUCAUAAAGUUCAUUCAGAAUAUGUCCCAAUACUACAGUUAGGGACUCUAAAAGCUGUAGAUUGCUCGUUAUAGUAGGAAAUGUAUUUCAGCUUCGCACUGUUAUGCUUCUAUAACUUAAUCUGAAACAUCAGGCAUUCGAAAUUUAAUUUGUAAUAUUGGUUUUAUAUUCAUAUCAAUGAGUGUCAUAUCUGAAACUAAGAAAUAAAAAUAUAUCAUUCGUAAUAAAGUGAAUAGGAUGCUUGAUGGCAACAUCUAAUAAUUCCUCAUAUCAAUCAAUGCUAAUAAUAAUAUUGCUUUUUUGCUUUUAAAAUAAAUAACUAAACAUUUAUAGAAUCACUCACUUAUGAGAAAAUUGUUUAUGGGUUUUAAAAGGGAUUCAUUAGUUAAGUAAAUUUUCAAAAUAUUAUUUUUUAGAAACUGGCUCAGUAUUUUAUUUGUAUUUCUUACUUUAUAAUUUUUCUGUCAGUCAUACUGUAUUUCUAUCCAAUUUUGAUACCACUUAUUCACAGGUUGAAGGCUUUAGAUUUAUCAUCAAGUAAUAUCAUUGUUCAUGUCUAUCCUAGUGAUAACAAAAUAAACUAGAUAUUGAAUAUCAUCUGAAUAUCAUAUGAAAUGUUCCUAUAUUUUUGUUGAGAAUAACGGUUCCAUAUUUUUAUGAACUUUAGAACAAAAGAAGAUAAUUCUCUUCAAUUAAAACCUCUCCUUCCUUGUUCAGAAAUGCAUUCAAAAUUGUAUAUUGAAUGUAACGUUUUCCUUUAUUAUCUUAUUCAGUGACUAUCUCAAAAACUUGAUACAACUGGAAAUUUGUUUGCAAACAAGACUAGAAUCAAUUCACAUGUUGAUGAAAAUUAAAAUCGUUGAUUCCAAAAUCACACUUAUUGUUUAUAGUUAAUACAUUGACCUUAGUUAAGCACUUAUCCUAGUCAAUAUUUCUGAGAAAUAUUCCACACUUACACAAUAUGUUGGAUGGUGAAAUAGAAUAAGUGCAAUAUUGUUAUUGAAUGACAGAAGACAUUGUCUAAUAUUAUAUUAUAAAAUAAUUUUCAAAAUUUCACCAAUUGAAAAGUAUUGAAGAGAUGCGAAAAUUGAACAGUGUUGGCAGAUGAUCUGAAGAACUUACUUUGUAACUGCAUGAAUUCAAUAUAGUAAUGCUGCAUUUUGUUCGUAAUUUUUGCUCACCUUCUCUAGAAAAUAUUAUUCUAUCACACAUAACAAUAUCUUUAUUAGAUUUUUUUUAUAAAUCAUUGAAGAACUCCAAGCGACCAGGUCGUACAAAAGACUGAUUAUACAAAAAAGAUAGACUUGUUUUCGCAAACACUCAUCGCAUUCUCUUUUAUUUUUGAAUUUUGAGAUUUUUAUUGAAUAUUGAGUGUUUCUUCAGUCAAUGGACAAGAGAGGAUAUUGGAAAUAGGAUGAUAGGGCACCUUUUUGAAAAUAUUUUGAUGCGAAAUAGGCUUUUAUUCUAGACAAAAAAAUGUCUUAUUUGUGACAAUAUUGUAUAUUGAAAAUAAUGCAUUGCUUUCGAUUAAUGUAGUUUAUUUAGACAUCACACAUUAUGCAUCUUCUUAUAAUCCAAAGAAGGGCCUAAUUGUGCAAAGCACCAAAUAUUGUAUAGGAAUUGAGAAACAUGUUAGUGUCCAAAAUUCAAGUGUUAACUAUCAUUUCCCACGUUUAAUUCUUUUAGUACCGUAUAUGAAUUUAACUGUUACCCAUCAUUUUUCAUGUUUUUAUUGUUUUAAUAUAUGAAUGUAGUACCAUGUAUUUAUUUUAUUAUUUAUAGAAGCAUUCCUGAAAUAUCAAUUCAUGUUUUGAGUGAGUCCUUAGAUCACUCUCAAAUUUAUUGUUGAAUGGUAAUAAAAAUAUUAAUGCAAGUGUUACCUAUAAUUUCCGAUGUUUUUAUCGUUUCAAUAUAUACGAGUACAUGCCGAAACAUGCAGUUAUUUUGUUAUUUAAAUAAUCAUACCUACAAAUAUAAUCAAUUUAUGUUUACUACAUCCCUACAUCAUACAGAAAUUGUUAAAUGGUAAUGGUUACCAGUGUUAUAUCGUUAUCAUAUAAUAAUUAGGUCUUGUUAUGAUACAAAUAGAGGUAUCACUAUGAUCAAUUUACAGACUUUCGACAUAGUGAGCGUGCAAUUUUAUUUAUAUUAUUUCAAAGUAAUUAUAUUGAUACCAAUCA